Cryptomeria japonica (Japanese cedar) is the source of this 1689-nucleotide messenger RNA. Its product is annotated as putative UPF0481 protein At3g02645. Lineage: Eukaryota; Viridiplantae; Streptophyta; Pinopsida; Cupressales; Cupressaceae. The coding region runs from base 1 to 1689 and encodes 562 amino acids. The record is from RefSeq and is a predicted model, not a curated record. The transcript has a single exon.
AUGGAAUCAAAUACGACAGUCGAAGUUAAGAUUGAUCAGGAUCGAUGGGUGGUUCAAAUCAAGGAGGAUCUUCAAACUAAUGGCGAAGAAGAAGAAGAAAAGGAGUCUUGCGUAUCCGUGUUCGGUGUGCCCAAGGAGUUGUUGGUAGUGAAGCCAGAAGCGUACGUUCCACAAUGUGUCUCCAUCGGACCAUAUCACCAGUGGAGAUCAGAUCUGUCCGAAAUGGAGAGAUAUAAAGUGGCUGCUGCUCGAAGAUUCCAGAAGAGGAUUGCAGGAGACUUUAGGUUUGAAUCUGUAGUCAGCGAGAUGAAGAAGCAUGAGAGGCAGAUCAGAGGGUGCUAUCACAAAUUUCUGGACUAUACGGAGGAAGCUCUGGCAUGGCUCAUGGCCUUGGACGCCUCCUUCGUGUUGGAAUGCUUACAGUUCUACGUCAAACAGGCGGACCAGGCUUCUUCACAUGUGUCCUCCGAUGUGAAGCAACUGGGCAGAGUUUUAGAUCCGUAUGGCAGGAGCGCCACUCACAAUGCAAUUAUGAGGGAUCUGAGUAUGCUUGAGAAUCAGAUACCGUUGUUCCUCUUGCAAAAGCUACUGGAGAUGCAGCUGGUUUCUCAAGACAAGGCGGAAGAAAGGCUCUACAAUCUGUUAAGUCUUGCCUGUGAUGAAUUGUCACCCUUUAUGUUCAAGAUGCCUGAGAGUUCAAGGCUAAGUAUAAAAGAGCGGGCUCACAUACUAGAGGUGCUCUAUUACUCAAUUGUCCCUGCGGCGGCGUUGGACGAUGCCAGUUCAAAGGAGGUCAAGGAGGAAAAGGAGGCGUUACCAGAUACCACCUACGUUGAAGAGGCUCUGAAGGAAGGAUGGAAAGCUGUUUCCUCGCUAAACAUCGGCCCUGUACGACGUCUCACGGCACUUCCUCGCCGUCUGUUUAAAUUGAAAGCUGUGAAGUUUUUGAUGAAGUUACCUGUACGCCUAAUUUCUAUUCUUGGAAACCUGCCAAUCCUGCGCGCGUUUAAGGAACCCUUAACUAUUCUCUUCGGCUCCUCUGCCACCGAGAAAGAUGAAAAGGAUGGCGACGAAGGAUCGUCCUCUGUGGAAACUCCUCCUACACGGGACGAACUGACGAUUCCAUCGGUCUCCGAUUUAUAUUCAGCUGGAGUAAAAUUCCUUCCGGCCGACGGAGACCUCACUACAAUUCGCUUCGACCCGACAACUGCCACUCUUUAUCUUCCGAAAGUGAAACUGGAUGCCAAUUCGGAAGUCAUUCUCAGAAAUCUGGUAGCCUUCGAAGCUUCGGCGGCACCUGGGGACCUGAUCUUCACUCGGUACACUGAUUUCAUGAACGGUAUGAUCGAUAAGGAUGAAGAUGUUCGACUGCUGGUAAAGAGUAAGAUCAUCUACAAUCAUCUGGCAAACGAGGGGAAAGUGGCAAGCCUGUGGAACGGCAUGGGUAAAUGUGUGAAAUUGACAAAAGUUAAGUAUCUAGACCAAGUUAUAGCGGACGUCAACAAACAUUAUAACAGGACAUGGAGCGUUGCUGUGAUGGAGUACAUGAACAAAUACAUCUUUGGUUCUUGGCAGUGUCUCACUUUUUUGGCUACUGCUAUACUUUUGAUUCUUACUUGUUUGCAGGCCUUUUGUUCAGUAUAUGACUGUCAGAGCUGGUGGACUGACACAAAGUUUCUGCAGGGCUAG